UUUGCAAACAACAGGCUAGAAGUACUUAGUAAAAAUGUUUAAGCAACUUUUUGCUGUUGUUUUUCUUGCACUAAUUUCAUCUUCUUAUUCACAAUAUGUCUCUCGAGGCCAGUGUGAAGACAGAAAAAUAAAACCAGUAGAACAGUUCCCACUAAUUGGUGUGUAUGGAGGUGAUCAGUUUUUGCGCAGAUGGUUCACUGUGUUUACUUCCAACAUCGAAGCGGACUGCCAGGAACUAAACUUUAGAAGAAGAACAAAGUCAGUGAAUGAAUCGCAAUUUACUUUGUCACAAAAAGAUGUAUUAACUGGUAAACGGUAUCCUGAUGAUGAUGGCGUGAUAUCACUGGGAAAUUAUAACGGUGAAAAGGUUGUAGAUGUAAAAUUCAACAAUACUGAAGGCGUGACGCAGUUUAGAAUUCUUGGGUACAAUAACAAUUACUAUACAAUUGAUUAUAAUUGCGUCAAUAUAAAUAGCACCCACAGAAGAGAAUUAUUAUAUGCGAGGAGCAGGUACCGUAACUACAUCGAUUCGACAGCUAAAGAAGUUGAUAAAAUCCUUAAUGAUAACGGCCUGGCCGAUAUAAAACGGAAAUACGCUAAUCAGGAUCUAAAUAUCUGCUUUUAGUAAAAAAAAAAAAACAAUUAAAUUCGUGAAAUUUG
Messenger RNA from Agrilus planipennis (emerald ash borer), 660 nucleotides. RefSeq lists its product as uncharacterized. The record is from RefSeq and is a predicted model, not a curated record. Bases 35 to 625 code for a protein of 196 amino acids. Lineage: Eukaryota; Metazoa; Arthropoda; Insecta; Coleoptera; Buprestidae. The transcript is spliced from 3 exons.